Drosophila biarmipes is the source of this 474-nucleotide messenger RNA. RefSeq lists its product as uncharacterized. The transcript is spliced from 2 exons. Lineage: Eukaryota; Metazoa; Arthropoda; Insecta; Diptera; Drosophilidae. The coding region runs from base 134 to 358 and encodes 74 amino acids. The record is from RefSeq and is a predicted model, not a curated record.
UGACAAGUAUUGAAGCAUGGCAAGUAGAGCACUUAAAUUCAGUAAUGGACCCUGAAAAGAUCUUGAUUAAAGCUUAUCUAUAAAUGGGGAAAGCCCGCCAAAAUCCGCAGCACAGUUGGCUACAUUUCCAGCCAUGAAGUACACAGUUUGCUUCUUUCUGGCCCUGACACUGGUCCUGCUUAUGGGCCAGGACUGCUGGGCUGCUCCCUCGGCCGAUGAUUUGGCCAAAUUCGGGGAAAUGGAGCGAACCAUCAAGGAGCUGACCAGUUCGAUUCUGGCCAUGAGUGGAGCUACGCCUGGUUUUACUCCUGGCGAUAGAAAGGUCAAUAAUGGCUGGCCUGAAGAUUUUCAAGCCUAGGUUUGGGUUAAAUCCAGUUGGCUCGGUCUACUAAAUCGCGUUUAGCAGCUCUGCAGUUUAUUUUUAUGUGAUUUCUUUUUUUUCUUUUGGUUAAAUAAAAGCCCAAUAUAAACGUA